GGGUGCAGCACGUAUUUAAUGGUGGGAUCGCUUUGACUAAAAAGCAGUUUAUUUUCCCAGUCACCACAACAAACGAUAGUAAUCAUGGCUCAACACAACGACGUACAAACGGACGCCGCGCAGAGUUAUCCAGGUAAAGAAACGGAUAAGAGCUACGUAAGCGUGUUUAAACGCAAACAGCCGUUGACGUUCUCGCCUAACCGCCAGUACGCGUUGGCUGUCGUCUCUCCUCUGCAAAAACAGGACAGCUGGGAAACUGUCUUGGCAGAUGACCGAGCUUCUCCACCUGUUCAUACAAAUAACAGAAGAUACACCAUAUAUGACUACAGUCCAGAAUAUUCAUCGACGGUGACCACUUUCCAGCCUUUCUCUUUUGACGAGCGUGAUGCUGCACGGAGAGUUGAGCACGAGAGGAGACUGCAAGAGAUGCGCCGGAUGCAAGAACGGCAAUGGCGAUCAACAUUUAGAGCACAUCCAAUAAGAAGAUACAAACCACUUAUUCAACUCUGUGGACAGACCCAUUCACAUCAGUCAAAAUAAUUUUCUAAAAUAUUUAAGAUUUGUCUCGUCUCUUUUUAAAUGUUUUAAUUAAAAAAAAAUAAAAUAUUUUUUUACUGACA
Molecule: messenger RNA, 620 nt
Organism: Puntigrus tetrazona (Sumatra barb)
Lineage: Eukaryota; Metazoa; Chordata; Actinopteri; Cypriniformes; Cyprinidae
Product: siaz-interacting nuclear protein
Exons: 5
Coding region: 85-540 (151 amino acids)
Source: RefSeq, a predicted model, not a curated record